Messenger RNA from Acanthamoeba castellanii str. Neff, 1092 nucleotides. Its product is annotated as PX domain containing protein. Lineage: Eukaryota; Discosea; Longamoebia; Acanthamoebidae. The record is from RefSeq and is a predicted model, not a curated record. Gene Ontology annotation, molecular function: phosphatidylinositol binding. Bases 1 to 1092 code for a protein of 363 amino acids. The transcript has 8 exons.
AUGAAGGAAGAGACCAAACCAUCAGCCACCAAGCAAGCAGCGUCCCAGCACAAGCCUGGGGUGAGUGUGAGUAUACCCAAGACUCAGGUCUUCACAGAGCUCUCCAACGGCAAACCCUACAUUGUGUUUGAAAUUCACUUCUUCAUAGAUGGCGAGGUGGUGCAUGUGUCCCGCCGGCGGUACAGCUCGCUCAAGGUGAUCCACGAGGAACUGCAGAAGGCUCUGGGCAAGGGCUCGUCAACCACCCUGCCCGCCUUCCCCUCCGCCAACCACUUCAAAAACUACGCCAAGCCACCCCACACCGAGGCGCGACGACUGAAGCUCGUUGGGUAUCUCAACGCGCUGGUUCAGGAGCCGGCGGUGCUGGUGCUGCCACACUUCCACAAGCUCUUCACCAUGGACCACCCUGCGGUGACCGCGAUGCGAUCAGCCGCCGGGCAGCUACUGGGCGAGAGGCGAGCACGGGACGAGGAGGUGCGACGGGCCAGGGAGGCCACGCUGCGCCAGGCCAAGGCCGACUGGCACUGGGCGCAGACGUUCGUGACGGGGGCGCCGGUGAUCGAGCUGGACGGGGUGGCGAUGCGGGCGCACGUGCCACUCACCUACGACCGCCCCGUGGCCUUCACCAUCCAGGAGAGGGAGCAGGCCCUCGGGGACAUGACCAUUUUCGGUCCCGGUGAAGAGCCGUGGUUCGAGGCGCCGCGGAUGGACCGGUCUAUCGUCAACUUUGGCGGGAGCGAGUAUGGCAUCUUCAACAUGAAGGGAGAGCAGCUGAUGUCGCUGGAGAAGAUUCCGUCCAACCAGAACCGCUACGAGAUCUACCACGUGGUGAACCCCGCCGAGGAUCGAUCGGAGAAGGCCCUGGUCAAGAUCGCCUCCGUCACCCGAGGGUCCGCGGGGUUACUCGGUGUGUUCGGCCACGAGAUUGUGCUCGCCGAUGGCGCAGUGAUUGAGUACAAGGGAGCCUCGUUCGGUAACGAGGCCACGUUGCAUGCCGACGGUGUGGCGGGCCACGAUGUGCUGCUCCACCUGGCCAUCACCAUCUGCAUCGAGAAACUUCACAACGACUGGGCCCGACCAGAGGCAAAAUAA